AUGGUAAGGACCUUGUCUGUUCUGGGAAUAACGGGGACUGUAAAGAGUUACUUAUUGAUGUUGAGGCCGCAGGUCGGCCUGGGCUUGGCCUUGUCCUCGUGGCGUGGUGGGCUGCUGGUCUCAGUGAUCAAAACAGCAUGCAUUGCCAGCCUGUCCUACUGUGGCCCCAACGUCCUCAACCACUUCUUCUGCGAUGUCUCCCCCCUGCUCAACCUGUCCUGCACCCACGUGGCCCUGACGGAGCUGGUGGACUUCAUCUCCGCCAUCGUCAUCCUCUGGGGUUCCCUCCUUGUGGCCAUGGCCUCCUAUGUGGCCAUCGGUAGGGCGGUGCUCCGCAUGCCGUCAGCCGCUGCCCGGCGCAAGGCUUUCUCCACCUGCGCCUCCCACCUGGUAGUGGUGGGCAUCUUCUACUCGGCCGCUCUCUUCAUCUAUGCCCGUCCCAGUCGCAUCGAAUCCAUGGACCUCAACAAGGUGCUGUCUGUCAUCUACACGGUGGCCACGCCCAUGUGCAACCCCGUCAUCUACUGCCUGCGCAACAGGGAGGUGCAGGCGGCUUUCCGUAGAACCGUGCAUUGGUCCUGA
Tupaia belangeri chinensis (Chinese tree shrew) is the source of this 582-nucleotide messenger RNA. Its product is annotated as olfactory receptor 5-like. Bases 1 to 582 code for a protein of 193 amino acids. Gene Ontology annotation, cellular component: membrane. The transcript is spliced from 3 exons. Gene Ontology annotation, biological process: G protein-coupled receptor signaling pathway. Gene Ontology annotation, molecular function: olfactory receptor activity. NCBI's taxonomy places the organism in Eukaryota, Metazoa, Chordata, Mammalia, Scandentia, Tupaiidae. The record is from RefSeq and is a predicted model, not a curated record.